GGACAUCAAUGGUUCAAAUGAAUCUCUCCUGGUCGCGAGUACAACGAAAAGUGGUCGUAAGAGAAUUCAAUCCAGUUGGCAGCGCAACAGCUAUGGGAAAAGUUAUACGAAAAUAGUUCUGAACACGAGUUGCGAACUUUAUACGAAAAAUUGUGUGUUUUGGUGUGGAUUUUCGAAGAAUUUUUGUGAUAAAGUGUGUUUUUUUUUCUUAAUUUUUUUUUCGAGGAUUAUUUUGUGUUUCGCCGUUUUAUGGGAGUUUUUUUGUUUGAGUAAACAAAUCAACUAUGAGGUGACAAAACUGGCAUCAAACAUGACUUGUUACGGAGUGAAUCGAUGACCAAAAUAUAAAAUAAUCAACCAUCAUGAAGAAACCAAAGUUCAACCCCAAUUUGAUAUCACUGAAAUGUGUCAUCUUCCUAUUUUUUGGGGCUCUUGGAAGUCUUUUUCCCUUUCUUCCUCUGCAUAUGAACGACAUAGGUUUAUCGAAAGAUGAGGCAGUCACAAUUACAGCUGUGGCAGCCCUGGUUGCCACACUAGGUCCACUUGUUGUGGCACCCUUGUCUGAUAGAUUGGCUGGAACAUCUACAGGAGGUACAAGAAGUAAAUCGGGAAAAUACCUGAAGAUGAUGAUCGCCGUUUGUUUGAUUCUUUCUGUUAUUUUUUAUUGGUUGUUGGCAACGAUACCAAGAAUUCCUACAGCACUUUUAACUAAAAGAGGACCCUUGAAUGUAAGUUUUAUGUGUAAUGAACAAGGUGGAUACGUACUUCAAGACCGAUGUGAUAACGAAGAAACCUGCUAUAACUGGGACAGUGAAAUCGAAGGUACAGUGCUAUUAAAAAAUUGCGAUUUCACUUGUCAAGUAAAGCCGUCCUGGACCAAGAAGAUCGACGAGAUUUCUACGGAACCUUCGGCCAUCUUGAGCAGCACUGCCGAUUCAAGAAGUGAUGCUUACAGUGAAGCAGUUUACGAGGAGAAUGCUGAAGACUUUAUUGGUCCACCAAUAGAGGCGGAUAUUCCUGAAGCAGAAUCAACAACACCUAGGACUAUUGUCCUCGGGUUAGAUCCAAUCCCUCACAUGUGUCAUAUGACAGGACCGGCCGAUGACAGGAUUCAGAUUUGCGAUGUCUACACCCCUUAUUCUGACCCUAUCCCCUUUGAAAUCAGUCUGAAGCCGAAUGAAAAUGACACUACGUCUAACGAGACUGACAGUUAUUGCAGAUAUCCCAUAGCUACCGACUUGAAGUGUAGGUUGCCACCAGAGGUGGUACAACAGCUGAAAGAAGAAGACAUAGACUGCCGUCCAGUAAUAGGCUGUGAAAUCCACUGGCCUUACAACAACACAAACAGCUUACUCAAGAGAUCUCAGUGUGGUUACGAUAACAUCAGCUACUACCUUUACAUCCUCGUAAGAUGUCUUGGAGAUAUCUUCCCAGCUGCUGCAUUGGUCCUCAUUGAUGCUGCUAUCGUCAUAGCGACCAGAGAGACUUCCACCGGAAGAGGUGAUGUUGGUAAACAGUUCGCGUUGGGUGCUCUUGGUCUAGCCAUUUUUCCACCAUUGAUAGGAUGGUUGGGUAAUGGUAGUUUCUUGGUUGCAAUUAUUACCUUCACGGUAUUGAUGGUGAUAGCUGCUCUGAUUCUCAUCUUUGAUACGACGAUGCCUCUGAGUCCUCCAGAAUGGUGGUGGCACACUAGAUGUGGGAUGUUGGCCCUGCCCAUGUCUUCUGUAAGGAAGUAUGGUAUUGAAGUGAUUGCAUUAGGAAUAGUGUUCUUCUGUCUGGGAAUAUUCUGGAACGCUAUAGAUGCCUUUUUGCCAUGGCACAUUGUAAAGCUGAAUAACCCCUCAGCUGCAAUCAUUGGACUGACAUACGCUAUAGGUGCUAUACCUGCAAUAGCUUAUCUAACAUUUGCAGAAAAAAUUGUGGACUACUGUGGACACUCCAAUAUUUUGAUACUCUGCUUCGUCAAUUACAUAGUGCAUCACUUAGCUCUUGUUCUAAUUCAAGAAGCAUCGUUAAUAUUGGUCUGUGAAAUUCUGGAAAUCAUUUCUCUACACUUUAUGUGGGUAACAGCCGUUCUAUAUCUAAGACAUCUGGUUCCAAGAAAAUUCACUACAUGUGGUCAGGCAUUACCAGUUAUUGCCCAUUUCUGUCUUGGGAGAUUCGUGGGUGCUCUACUUGGCGGUUUAGCGUAUUCCGAGUACCCAGAUAACUUCAAAACGGUCCACAAAUGGUUCGCAAUUGCAGCAGCCAUAAUAGCUACCAUUUAUUUCUUCGCGUACCAUUUCUACCUAAAAUUUUACUGUAUUCCUCCGACUCAACUUCCACCAGACCCGGCGCCAUCUACCGUUCAACAUAUGAAUGGCAACGGAAACUAUACACCUCUAAGAGUUUAUCACAACAGCAGCUCCAAAAAAGGUCACUUCCGAUAUUAGGAAGAACUCCAUUCAACCUAUCUGUGUUCUUGCAUCUGUAUAUACAGAACUGAUAAAUAACUUUUUUAUACUUUUAUUCACUGUAUAUAGAAAAUACAAUUUGAUGAAAAUUUAUGCAUUACGAGUAAAUUUAUUAUGAGCUUCAAUCGGAUUAUAUUGCUUUUUGCCAAUCGAAGUUUUGUUGUGUUUCGACUAUUUUUUUUAAUAUUCUUAUCGUUUUAUAUUUUAUAUAUUUAAUGUAUUUAUAUCUGAUUAAAAUUGUAUGAUAAGAAAUGUA
Harmonia axyridis is the source of this 2709-nucleotide messenger RNA. RefSeq lists its product as uncharacterized. The transcript is spliced from 13 exons. The record is from RefSeq and is a predicted model, not a curated record. Gene Ontology annotation, cellular component: membrane. The coding region runs from base 363 to 2432 and encodes 689 amino acids. NCBI's taxonomy places the organism in Eukaryota, Metazoa, Arthropoda, Insecta, Coleoptera, Coccinellidae.